AUAUCGGUUGUCAAAAAUUAGUCGAGUGAUUGCCUUUGAGGGGGCAAGAUGCGUUCAGUUCUGAGUGCGAUUUUAUUGGAUUUUAACUAACCCACAUACGAAUGUAUUAUAUCUGCCUGCCUUCGCAAAGAUAAGUGUGCAACAAAUAUUGAAUCAAGUGCGUUUACUUAGCAGUGAUAGUUGAAUAGGACGGAAUUGGAGUAAGGAUUUUGCGAUAUUGUUGUUGAUCAACCAAGAGAGAGAGAGAUACCACCCUUCCAGAGCUGCAGCUACACCAAAUGUAUUAUUUGAAUUGAGCGAACCGCAGCGAAGUUGGUUGAGUGAGAGAUACGAACCAUAAGAAGAAAUGGACUCUGAUCGAUGUACGUGCGAUAAGUCGGAAUCGCCUCAAGAUACAGGAAGUGAUACCUCGACAUCCUCCUCAUCCUCGUCCACGUCUCUGUCACCGACAACCAGGGAGAAGAAGCACAAGAUCCGGCUCACUUCUUUCGCGCUGAACCUGCGAAGAGGUCUCAUGUUGCAGUUCAAGGCGAGCAGCAAGCGAUCGCAGAAGAAGUCGCAGCCCGCAUCCGCCGCGUCCCCGUCUUCGUCCUCGUCCUCCGCGUGUUGCGAGGUUGCUGCGCCGGACAAAUGCAUAAAGAAGUCACCCAAAUGGCCGUUGAAAUUCCACUGCACCAAGAAAGAAUCCAAGAACGUGGCGCACGCCGAAGCGCCAAACAUGUGUUGCAUGUGCUGCACUUGCAUAUGCUACAGGAGGACGGAGGAGCAUCAUCUGGGACCUGGGGUUGUCUUUGAAACCGCCAACGAAGCUGCGAGCAGCAAUAACAUUUCCAUGGCCUCUGCAGCUGCCGUCGAACAGCAACCUGUCGAAGAAGUGCCUUCAGUCAUAAGGCAGGAACCAGUCGUGGUUGCUGAGGCUGCGAAGAAUGACGUCGACAAUGGCAUCUACGGAAGCAACAACGUGCAAUCUAUAGUCGUGAAUCCGCCUUCAAUUGAUUGGGUAUGCUCUGUGCACGAAGAUUGCGAUGAGGCGGCGCGUCGUCAAAGAGCGAGGGAAAUUGAGCAGGGCGUAGAUCCACCUGCGAAUUUCAGGACUAUGCGAUUACUGUACACAGACAUGGAAUCGGACGGAGGAACCACACGUUACCAACUCAUGUGUCCGUCCAAUGUAUCCGUGGACUCUCUGAGGGCACUCUUCCAAAACACUGUCACCCUUCAGUCCUGCCCCUUGGACAUCAUCGCUAGCUGUCACACGCAAGUCGACUUUAUACAUUGCCUAGUGCCAGAUUUGCUGAAUAUUACCAAUUGCAGCUUCUACUGGGGUAAAAUGGAUAGGUACGAGGCAGAGAGGCUGCUCGAUGGUAAACCAGAGGGUACAUUCCUGCUGCGAGAUUCUGCACAGGAAGAGUUCCUCUUCAGCGUAUCGUUCAGGAAGUACGGACGAUCGCUGCACGCCAGGAUCGAGCAGUGGGAUCACAAGUUCAGCUUCGACUCGCAUGACCCAGGCGUUUACAUGUCGGACACCAUCUGCGGUCUGAUCGAACACUACAAGGAUCCGAGCAGCUGCAUGUUCUUCGAGCCCAUCCUAACAUCGCCGCUCCACCGCAACUUCACUUUCUCCCUGCAGCACCUCAGCAGAGCCACCAUAACCACCAAGCUCACCUACGAUGACAUAAACUAUCUGCAACUACCAAAAACUCUGAAGAGCUACCUGAAGGAGUACCACUAUCGUCAGAAGGUUCGCGUGCGAGUCGAAGACGAUAUGCAGUGGUUCGACCUUAAGAACAUCCCACCGACCCCGCCGAACUCUUCCUCCUCCUCGGCGUAGUCAGAUAGACACAAACAAGAGAAUCAAACGAGAGAAAGAAAGAAAGAAGGAGUAGAAAACAAGUGCAAUUUUACGACAUAAAUGGGCCUUUCGAAUAUAUUAUACACAUUCAUAUAUAGAUAUAUACAUACAUAAUAUAUUUACGAAAAUUAAUUGCUUUACGAAUAUGAUACACAUAUAGGGUUUUCAACCGUUCCUCCGAGGAACGGAAACAUCUGUAAUGUAAGAUAAUAAUAUUUUGUUUUCGAUUUUUAAGAUAUUUGUAAUAUUUGUACAUAAUAUUUAGGGAU
Molecule: messenger RNA, 2118 nt
Organism: Nicrophorus vespilloides
Lineage: Eukaryota; Metazoa; Arthropoda; Insecta; Coleoptera; Silphidae
Gene: Socs36E
Exons: 4
Coding region: 347-1828 (493 amino acids)
Biological process (GO): intracellular signal transduction; phosphatidylinositol phosphate biosynthetic process
Cellular component (GO): phosphatidylinositol 3-kinase complex
Molecular function (GO): 1-phosphatidylinositol-3-kinase regulator activity
Source: RefSeq, a predicted model, not a curated record